Messenger RNA from Phialemonium atrogriseum, 2086 nucleotides. RefSeq lists its product as uncharacterized. The transcript is spliced from 3 exons. Lineage: Eukaryota; Fungi; Ascomycota; Sordariomycetes; Cephalothecales; Cephalothecaceae. Gene Ontology annotation, molecular function: DNA binding. The record is from RefSeq and is a predicted model, not a curated record. The coding region runs from base 251 to 1978 and encodes 575 amino acids.
CAUGCCUCACCCGGGAACCAAUUGCCCUCACUUAUCAUGCAUGCCCUCCUCCUCCGUUCAUGAAGACUAUCUCGCACCACUUCUCCCCCCGGGCUGAUUCCCACACACUCGCCAGACUCCAGUCGCAUCAGACAAGCUGGCGGCGCAGAAAGCAUCCCACCCCCUGUGGACAACCUCGCAUACAGUCCGUCCGUGUCCUCCUUCCCACUCAGCCUUCUAGGUCUCGACCACACGAGGUCUAUAAGAUAAGAUGCACAACCAGAUCAUCGGGUCGUCUGGCAUGGACCAGGAAAGCCGCAUUGCCCAGGCCAAUAACACAUAUGGGCAUGACCCCUGGGUCGACAUGAGCACCGCCUACCAUCACCAGACGACCAUGCCGGACUACGGGACGGGCUUCAGCUACAUGCCGCCCAUAACACACGGGCUGCCUUCCGAGUCUCUGCACAGGAUGCCGCCUCCCCCGCCUCCCCAGCACAUGUCCCAGACCCAGACGACGCAUCCUCAGCUCCCAAUGCUCAUCAUGCCUUCCCAUGCGACCUGGCCCAGCAUGUUGACGAAUCCCAACAGCUACGCAUCGCACUCUGCUCCGCCGGUGGCCAUCCCUCCUGUCACGGCGCCCCUGAAGCAGGCCAAGCUACCUGCCAUCCAUGCGCCGUCGCAACCGAGGAAGACCCUGACCGACGACGACCGUCGCCGGAUGUGCCAGUAUGCCGAGGACCACCCCAACACCAAGCAGACCGAGAUUGGUGCCAUGUUUGGUGUCGAGAGAAGUACCGUGUCCAAGGUGCUGCGUAACAAGGAGAAGUAUCUCUUCCCAGAGGAUCGGAGCAGUUCUCCAAUCAAGCGCACCAAGGCCAAGGGCGUGGAUGUCGAAAAGGCCCUGACCAACUAUAUCCGCAAUGCGCAGAAGUCGGGCGCCGUGGUGUCGGACUCGGACAUCAAGGAGAAGACGAACAUCCCCGACAGCAUCCAAGGUUCGUCACCGUCGCUGACCCCGUCACAACCGUCGAGCGCCAUCUCCCCGGCUUCCCCGUCCGGGCAUCGCUCUCAGUCGCCUCUGUCGGCGAACCGCAGCGAGGACGACAAGGAGGGAAUGAGCAGCUUCAUGGACUUCACCACGGACCACGGUGCGUACAAGCACUCGAACUCUCAGAGCACAGCAACGUCCCUGUCGAGUGCCUUCACGGACGCCACCGCCUCCUCCUUCCCGGGCAGCGCGCUGAGCCCCACCACGCCGUUCAACUUCUCCCCGGACCCCAACAUGGGCGACUUCCUGGCGAGUAAGCAGUUGGGGCCGGGAGACGCGAGUUCCAACUUCCACCGGCCGCGGAGCCAGACAUUCCCGACCCUGGAUCUGGAGUGCAUGAACCAGCCGCAGACGACGGAGCCGCUGACCCCCAGGUACCACCACGUCUCCUCCGCGACGGCCCCCUCCUCAGCCAUCGACUCGCCCGCCGGCCACGAGAUUCCCGCCCCGCACUUCGGCAGCCUGGACCACCACCACCACCACCACCACCACCAACACCACCACAGCAUGGCCUCCCCGCAGCUCCGCCACAGCAGCAGCAACGGGAGCAUGGCCGCUGCAGCGGCGCGGUCCAAGGCGACCACGCCCAUCUCGGCGACGUCGCCGAGCUCGCCGACGCAGGAGGACGCGCGGCGGGCGGCCGACACGCUGCUGUCGUUCAUCCAGAACGCGGCGGCCAGCGGCGCCGGCGGCGCUGGCUUCGUCGACCAGAGCGAGUACAUGGCCGUCGUGCGGCUGACGGAGAAGCUGCGCCUCCACCACCAGUCGUCGUCGUCGUCCCAGAUAGCGGCCGGCGGCAAGGCGGCGGCGGCCGGCGAGGAGAUGCCGACGACGACUACGACGACGACGACCAUGGGUGGGCUGUCGAGGAUCCCCGAGGGGGAUAGCGAGAUGCCCAAUGCGUCGCCGGGGAUGAUGCCCAAGAUGGAACCUACGCCUCUGGGUGCCUGAGUUCAGGCGCUGGAGACGGCGGAUAACCGAAGUUGUGGGCGCUAUCUUGUUUCCUUUUUCUUCUCUCUUUCCCGUCGAGGAUCUGGCGUUGGAUUGCGAAUCGUCGAG